AUGGGGGAUCCGCAACCGGGUGCGAGCACGAGUCUUAGUGUGGCGGGGGAUGAGUUGAAAAACUUGAUGGAAAAAAUUAUGACGGAUUUGAGGGAUCUAAAAGAAGGCCAAACCACAAUGCAUGUCACUCAAGAUGCUAUGUUCGGGGAUUUGAAGGAACUCAAGGAGAACCAAGCAUCCAUCCAUGAAAACCAAACUUUUCUCCACGACGAGCUCAACGCUUUGAAGGCCGUGCAACUAUCAAGGUCAAACACCCCUAGGAGCAAUCACACACAUCACAAUGCCUCCGAGGGGAGUAAUGGAGAGGAAGAGCCAUAUGGUUGGUACGAUCAUGGGGGGCGUGGGGGACAAGGAGGAGGACGGAAUGGGAAUAGGAAUGGUAGGUUCGGGAACAUGAUGGGCGGAAGAGGGAAUGGAAACAUGGGGCACCAUGGGUGGAAUGGUAGGCAUGGAAGAUAUAGAAACUAUGAGGAGGAGAUGGAGCCGCGGUACGAUGAUCCCACCAAGUCUAUCAAGCACACAUUUCCCGAGUUCCACGGCAAGUUUGAUCCCGAGGCCUACUUGGAAUGA
Salvia splendens (bonfire salvia) is the source of this 570-nucleotide messenger RNA. Its product is annotated as bromodomain and WD repeat-containing protein 3-like. The record is from RefSeq and is a predicted model, not a curated record. The coding region runs from base 1 to 570 and encodes 189 amino acids. Lineage: Eukaryota; Viridiplantae; Streptophyta; Magnoliopsida; Lamiales; Lamiaceae. The transcript has a single exon.